Poecilia latipinna (sailfin molly) is the source of this 549-nucleotide messenger RNA. RefSeq names its product galanin peptides-like. NCBI's taxonomy places the organism in Eukaryota, Metazoa, Chordata, Actinopteri, Cyprinodontiformes, Poeciliidae. Gene Ontology annotation, cellular component: secretory granule; extracellular region. Gene Ontology annotation, molecular function: galanin receptor binding; neuropeptide hormone activity. The record is from RefSeq and is a predicted model, not a curated record. The transcript is spliced from 4 exons. The coding region runs from base 113 to 523 and encodes 136 amino acids. Gene Ontology annotation, biological process: neuropeptide signaling pathway.
UGAGGCCAAUAAAAGGAGGCUGGAGUCCUCACUUCAUCCCAAACAGAUCAGAGACUCAGCGGCAACUUCAACUCGGACAGCGCCACCUGGAGGACAGACCGAUCAAAGAAAGAUGCAGAGGUGCUUCGGCGUUUUUUGCGUGACGCUCAUCUUUUGCGCAACCCUCUCUGAGACCAUCGGCCUAGUUAUUGCGCAGGCGAAGGAGAAGCGUGGCUGGACUCUGAACAGUGCUGGCUACCUGUUAGGUCCUCGUCGUAUUGAUCACCUAAUUCAGAUAAAGGAUUCCCCCAGUGCCAGAGGCAGAGACGAGCUGGUCACUCAAUGUAAGAUAGAAACAUACGGCCGCUGCAGGGCCUUGGCACCAGGACAGGAAUUGCUCUUUGUUAACAUCUCUUUUUUAAGCUGCUUCUGUUGUCCAUCAGAGGACACAUCCUCAUGCCGUUCUCUCAUGCCGCCAUUCUUCUCCAUUCCAAUGGUGCAUUUUUGUAGAUGCGUUAAACAGAAGGAAUUGAGUGGAACAUGAAUAAGAUUGAAUCACAAAAAAAAAAA